Molecule: messenger RNA, 3923 nt
Organism: Prorocentrum cordatum
Lineage: Eukaryota; Dinophyceae; Prorocentrales; Prorocentraceae
Source: the annotation of a GenBank genome assembly
AUGGCUGCUAGGACGCUCGACAUCUGCAGGGCCCAGGUGCUGGUGCGGUACCCCGACGAGGAUCUGGAGUGGCACCGCCUCGUGUUGCUGCAUACGGUCGAGGGCACCCUGGGGCUGGGCCUCACGCCUGAUCAUGAGAUUGUGAGGGUAGACCUUGGCGUCAUGCGACAUCAUGCGCAGGAUCAGUCGUCAGCCUUCCCCACCCAGUUCGCGCCACUGGUGUACUCGUUCGACCCGGCCGAUGGGCAGACGCUGCGAGAUGGGAAGCGGCGGGCCCAGCGACGGGCUGCCCUCCUGGGCGGGGGGGAGGUCGAGGAUGCCGAGGUGUGUGGGCGGUUGCUGGUGAGUGUCGCGGACGCUCGCUUUAGCGAAGCUGUGCCUGCCGACGUCGUCGAGGAUGGCGGCAGGUGCGUGUCGUUUGACGACCGAGAGGUGUGCAUGAUCGACGGGGGGCCGCGCUUCGUGGAGCGAGUCCCUCGAGGAGAGUGGAGCAGUGGGGCGCAGUCGUGCCGUGAGGACGUCGAGGAUAUCCGCGUGCUGGGGGGCUACCGCUCGCGGGUUGGCCGUCGGGAUCUGGACUUCAGGGAUAGCGUCGAGUCCAUGAGGGAGACGACCGUCGCAGACUGGCCCGAUCGAGGGCCGCGAGCGUGUUCUGAGUACUCCAAGAGCAGCGCGCUGGGGGCGGGCAACCCGCUCACCUACCAAGCCGAGUGGCAGCGUCUCAGCGGAGUGGCCGAUGGCGGUGUCCAGGGACAUGGGCACCGCAGCCACCUCGGGACGCUGCUGUGGGCGAUCUGCCUCGACCAGCCGAAUGAGGUCAACUUGGCGUGUUUCGAGCGCGCCGCGCGCCGCCCCAUCCAGGUCGAGAUGGCCGUCGAGAAGAACCCGCGGCGCCCAGUCUUCAGCGGGCUAGAGGACGUGCUAGCUGGGCCGCGGUCGGUGAGCGACUCGGCCCGCGCGCCGCGGUACCUCGCGCGCGCCACCAACCGCCAGAAGGACCGCGCCCGCAUCCUCAUGCAGCUGGGGCUCUAUCAGGAGGAGGCGUCGAGGCGGCAGAGUGUGAAGGGCGGCGGCAAGGGCGAGACAGGCGAUGGUUUGCGGGCCAAGCAGAAGGCGAAGCUGGAGCCGCGGCACCUGGCGAGCUACGACACCGACAAGCUGCACGUCGCGUCCGGCGCGCUGCGGCCUGUCCCCGCGUCGGACUUGCCCCCAGUGGCUGCUGCAGGAUAUUUGAGACAUUUCGAGAGCCAGGUGGAGCUGACCGCGCCGGAGCUGGAGGCCGGGCUACAGACCGCGGGGGGGCUCUCUACUCCUUACUGGGACCCCGCCCUCCGCGGAGAUCGGUCAGCUCGUUGCGAUUUUUUUUGCCGGCUGGCGGCGGCAGGUGUUGUGGGCUUCCGCCGGGCGAUCAAGAGCCGCUGUGGAGACUUCUUCGUGCAUAAGAACGAUGGUCGUAUUCGAUUUUUUUGUGAUGCUCGUCGGGCGAAUCUUUGUCACCGACGGCCUCCGCGGACCGUGCUGGGCGGCCCCGCCUCCCUGAGCGAGCUGGACCUCAGCCCCCUCGCCGAGGCCCUCGGCGGCUACGGCGGGGCGCUGGAGCUGCCCCUCGACCUCCACGCGUCGAGCGCGGAUGUGAAGGACUGCUUCUACCAGCUUGUGGUGGAGAGCAUCGCGAGCUGGUUCGGCUUGGACUGCCCGCUGACCGUGGAGGAGUGGGGCCUGGAGAUCUCCCACGUCUACGACGAUGACCUCAAGGGGCCCACCCCAGUGGAGGCGGGUGAGUUGCUCUACCCCGUGAUGCGGGGGCUGCCCAUGGGCGCCGUGUACGUGGACAACUUCACGGGCCUGGGCGGCUGCCAGGAGGACGCCGCCUUCGGAGUAAGGGGCUUCGAGAGGGCGGCCGCGGGCGCGGGGCUGAAGCUCCAUGUGCCCGAGGUCGCUGUCGCCGAACUCGAGUCGCUGGGCCUCGUGAUCCACGGGUCUGACAAGACGCUCAGGCAUACGCCGCAUCGAGUGUGGCGUUUCCACUUCGGGACCAAGGAGCUUCUCCGACGCGGGCGCUGUGCGCCCGCCGAGCUGCGGGCCUGGGCUGGGCACGCGGUCCACCUCUUCUCGCUGCAGCCACUGUUGCUCUCGAUCCUGCAGGACGCGUACACCUUCAUCGGGAACGGGAUCGGCCCGCGGCGUCCUCUGCCCCGCGGAGUUCGGCUUGAGCUGCGCCUGGCCGCCGCGCUGGUCUUCUUAGGGGGCGUGAACCUCGCGGCCCCCUACGACGACGAGGUGCGCGUCUCAGACUCAUCGACAGGCGGCUACUGCUUGAUGUACGGGCGAAAGCCCGCUCGGGCGGUCCGUGGCGCCUGGCGAUGGCGGGAGCGGUGGCGAUUUGUGGAGGUCGAGGCGGAGUGUGACGGCGCCCACUACACCGGCGCCUACCUGGCACAGCUGCGGGGCCUCCCGGCAGAUGACGGGCUAGAGGUCGAGCUCCUGAGCGUGGCCCCGAAGCUGCUGGUGGCGCUGACGCGCGACGAGGGCUGGCGGCGAGCGGUGGCCGGUCGGCGGCGUCACCCUGAGGAGCACGUCAACAUCGAGGAGGCGAGGGCGUGUGUCAUGGGGCUGCGCAGGAGCUGUCGGGGCCCUCGGCACCACGGCCAUCGGGUUCUCUCGCUGCGCGACAACAUGGUGACGUGCUGCUGCCUCGACAAGGGGCGGUCGACCUCCAGGGCGCUGAACACGCAGUGCCGCCAGGCCGCCGGCUACGCGCUGGGUUGCGGGAUACGGCGGCGGGUCCGCCACGUCCCGACCGAUCUAUGCGUGGCCGACUACGGCUCGAGGCUGCACGAACCACCCGAGCCUCAGUGGCUGUGCGCGGCGAAGGCCGGACAUGCCCGCGAGUUGGAGUCGGCAAAAGUCUUCUUGGAGCUCUUCUCGGGCACUGGGGGCCUCAGCCAGGCGCUUGUAUCUGCAGGCCUACGUGUGGGCUUCUCGUUCGACAUCCGUAAGGGCGCUCAAAAGGGCGUGAAAGACCUCAAGCGCGCCCGUGCUACGGAACGGUUGGGAGUAGAGUUUGCGUUGUUCACGAGCGAGGUGGUCCGUACUUGUCAGAGGUGCAACGUCCUGUGGUCCACCGAGAACCCUGCGUCGUCGGGGUUGUGGAGCUUCCCCCCAGUCGGGGGUCUGGCUGGGCUGGCCGGGGCUCGCUGGGUGAAGUUCCCGAUGUGCGCCUACGGGGUCCCGCACCAGAAGUGGACGGCGCUGCUGAUCAACUCGCCCACGCUGGCAUCGCUGGCGGCGGAGCAUGGGCCGGACGUCGUCGCGGCGCCGCUGAGGGCGAUGCUCGGCCGGCUGACGCAGCAGCGGGCGGCGACGCGAGCUGUGCCCGAGCCGACCGCUACCUCGCGGAGCACGGUGUCCUCUUCGGGAACACCAGCGCGGUCGAGCGGGCGGCGCUCCGAGCUCGCGGAGACGCUCUCGACCCGCCAAGCUGGUAGCAGCCGGGCGCUGGCCCCCCGGCGACGGCGCGCGCCUGUCGCCGAGGUCGCCGCCCGGGCCCGCCACGCGACCGCCGCUGGCCGCUCGCGGACAGACUACAUCGAGCUGGAGAGCGUGUCGGAGGUCGCCCUCACACUGUACAGGGUAGGAGUUGAUGAGCUUGGGACUUGGAAUCGGCUGAACGGGCGCCAAAACAACGUCCUGGUCAAUGUAGAUGCCACCCUCGUUAGCUGGAUGACGGACUGCUACCUUCGGCUUCCGGAGGCGCUGGCGUUCGGGCCCAAGGGCGCGCUGGCCGGCUGCGCCGACGCCGGGGCGAAGUACGUUGUAAAGGUCAUGCUCCGCCAGGCCCCGGGCGACCGCGGGCAGCCGACCAACGCAGGCAUCUUCGACGACGUCGUGGAGGUCAGCGUGGCCGAUCGAGACGGGACGAG